Molecule: messenger RNA, 1739 nt
Organism: Phragmites australis (common reed)
Lineage: Eukaryota; Viridiplantae; Streptophyta; Magnoliopsida; Poales; Poaceae
Product: 15-cis-zeta-carotene isomerase, chloroplastic-like
Exons: 4
Coding region: 172-1269 (365 amino acids)
Biological process (GO): carotene biosynthetic process
Cellular component (GO): chloroplast
Molecular function (GO): 9,15,9'-tri-cis-zeta-carotene isomerase activity
Source: RefSeq, a predicted model, not a curated record
GUCCGGCCACACCACCCUCCAAAUCCCACGCCCACCGCAUCCUCCGACCACCCUUCCCCAAAGAUGCCGCCGCCACCACCACUCUAACCGCCGCCCCAUUUCAAUUCCCACCACCGCCCCAUUUCAAUUCCCACCACCGCCUCACCACCACUCCACCACCCCCGCCCCGCCAUGGCCUCCCACCUCCGCCUCCACCUCGCCGCCCCACCACCACUCCUGCCCCAUCAACACCACAAGCACUGUCUCCACCUCCGCCACCUCCCGCGGCCACCUGCUCCCCUCCUAAACCCAGCCCGAGCGCCGCCAUCUCCUCUCCCCCUCCGACGCCUCCUCUCGCACGCCCGUCCCGUCCGGGAGGUCGGGGGCGGCGCGGGCUCGGAGGAGGAUGGCGGUGGCCUCGUGGGGGAGGACUCGGCCACGUUCCGCCUCGGGGACCAGAGCGUGGCGUCGUGGGCCUACUUCGGCGGGAUACUCGCCGCUGUGCUUUUGGCGCUCAACGUGCUGUGGAUCGACCCCGGCACUGGGGUUGGGACCAGGUUCCUCGACGCCGUCGCCUCCGUCUCCGACAGCCACGAGGUCGUGAUGUUGCUCCUUACCAUCAUUUUUGCCGUAGUACAUAGUGGUAUGGCAAGCCUACGGGAAACUGGUGAGAAAAUAAUAGGGGAGCGUGCUUAUCGAGUGCUAUUUGCUGGAAUCUCACUGCCUUUGGCAGUUACUACUGUUGUAUAUUUUAUAAAUCAUCGGUAUGAUGGUACUCAGCUAUGGCAAGUUCAGGGCAUCUCUGGCAUCCAUGAGCUUGUUUGGCUCUCAUCAUUCCUUUCAUUCUUCUUUCUGUAUCCAUCUACUUUUAAUCUUUUGGAAGUGGCAGCUGUGGACAAGCCAAAAUUGCAUAUGUGGGAAACUGGAAUAAUGCGUAUCACAAGACAUCCACAGAUGGUUGGCCAGGUAGUUUGGUGCCUUGCUCACACACUAUGGAUUGGCAAUUCGGUUGCUGUUGCAGCCUCCGUUGGAUUGAUCGGCCACCAUCUAUUUGGUGCCUGGAACGGUGACAGGAGGCUAGCAUCACGCUAUGGUGAAGCCUUCGAAGUCUUGAAGAAGAGAACAAGUGUUGUGCCUUUUGCUGCAAUCGUCGAUGGACGGCAGAAACUACCCAAAGAUUACUACAAGGAAUUCAUCCGGUUACCGUAUGUUGCAAUCACAGCUUUAACCUUGGGGGCAUACUUUGCUCAUCCCUUGAUGCAAGCGUCCAGUUACCAACUUCCCUGGUAGUACUACAGAGAUGUACAUAUGUCGUUCACUACCAUUUCCACAAACAAAGAAAUAGAAAUUUGGUACUUCAGCAGUUUACUUUGCUCCCAUGGAGGCCAUACCAGAAUGCAUCCCUAGAUUGGGGGCUAUCUUGUGUCUACAGGUGUCCAUCUCUGCCGCUGCCAUUGUUGCCGGUUGUGACUUCGUUGGUUCAUCAGGAACAAUCGGCCCUUCUGUGCUUCUGAUUCCUUGAUCAUCGGCCCUUCUGUGCUUCUGAUUCCUUGAUCGUGUUCCUAGAAUCCCCUACCACCUCAAGAGGUUCAGUUUUUUAGAGGCAAGAGGCUUAGGUCUGGUAUGGUUCCACAACGACAACAAAGCCUUUCUAUACCAAUCAAGUUGGUGUAGGCUAUAUAGCCUUUUGAAAGAUCAAUGACUCUAAUAUAGUGUUUAUAUGUUUUGAUAAUUAAUAUCAAUAUAGUUAAUGGAACUAA